AUGCCCUCCUACGCCAUCACCGGCGCCUCCAAAGGCCUCGGCCGCGAACUCGUCCGCCAACUCGCCCAAUCCCCCUCAAACACCGUUCUCGCCAUCGUCCGCAGCCUCGACCCCUCCUCCCCCCUCGCCGCCCUCGCCCAAGCCCACCCCAACAUCCACAUCAUCACCGGCAACGUCACCGACCCGCAGUCCAUCCUCGCCGCCGCAAAGGAGGCCAGCGCCAUCCUCGACGGCAAGCUCGACGUCCUCAUCCACAACUCAAACUCGGUCGACAUGACCACCUUUUCGCACUCGCCCACGCAGGUGCCCUUUGACCUCGAGGCCACCAGGCAGUUCUACGAGGAGCCCAUCCGCACCGCCGUCUGGGGCGCCGCCUGGGCGACCAACGCCUUCCUGCCCCUGAUUGAGAAGGGCGACCUCAAGAAGAUUGCCCACAUCACCAGCAGCAUGGCCAACAACGAAGUCAUCCUCAAGACGGGCGUCGACUACGCCCUGGCCUAUUCGAUUGCAAAGGCCGGCAUGAAUGUCCAGAUUGCAAAGUACGCUGCGGAACUUGCUCCCAAGGGCAUCAAGACUGUUGCCAUCUGCCCCGGCUGGGUGGAUACUCACGAAGGCCCCAAACCACCCCAGGUCGUUGAGGCGCUCAAGGUCAUGCAGGCUCAAUUCCAAAAAUGGGAUCCCAGCAUCAAGGGACAAAUCUCAGUAGAGGAAAGCGCGUCGGAGCAGCUCAGAGUCAUUGAGGCCCUCGAUGCUGCCAGAAGCGGCACUGUAAUUAGGUCCAAGGACUACUAG
Molecule: messenger RNA, 792 nt
Organism: Trichoderma asperellum CBS 433.97
Lineage: Eukaryota; Fungi; Ascomycota; Sordariomycetes; Hypocreales; Hypocreaceae
Molecular function (GO): oxidoreductase activity, acting on the CH-OH group of donors, NAD or NADP as acceptor
Source: RefSeq, a predicted model, not a curated record